GUCUAAGCAAAUCCAUAAUUGCCACCAAUUCUUUGCCAAACCUUUCAAUUCUACAUUCGUUUGAUAAGAUGUCUAAUUUUGAGCACAUUUUGAAUACAAAUCUAUUCACAAAUACAAUUUGCAAAUCAUUUCAAUUCAUAAUUCCUAAACAAAAGACAAUUGCAUUUAUCGAUGAGUUUAUGUCGGAAUCGGAGCUGUCAUUGGUUUUGCCGCAGACUUUAAUGAAUAUCUUUAUGAACGACGAGAAGAAGUUAAUGAAUUGCAUCACGUAUUCCAUCGGAGAAGUCAAGACUGAGUUUCAACGCAACCAAAUGCGAGCUCUUGAAUGUCACCUCAGAUUAGUGAACGUAUUGACAGAAUCACUGAAUGAGAUCAGUCUCUAUCAGACACAACACCACUUCAGACCCUCGACAGCUAAAAGCGAUUUAUUCCUUCAGUUCAUUCCAUUGAACUUUCAUUUGCAGAGAUGUCUGGUCUCUGAAUCCGAUUCCGUUCGGCGCAAGAGUCGCGAUAUAUUCACUGUCGGCGCCUAUUGUUGCCAUUACUUAGGCUUUGGAAGCGGAGGAAUGAAAGAAGUGUUUGAUUCCAAGAGCACGACAAAUAAUAUGUCAUUAUCUAAGACUUGGAAUUCAAUGAAGAAUUUCUUUAAAAUUAGUUCACUUCGAGACAGAAUUUAUUCCGAUUUGAAAGCAAUGAUUAAUUGCAUUGACGACCAAAUGGUUGAUAUUCAGCCACUUUUGGAGAACUUUAAUAAAGUGGACGAACUCUGCAAAGAAAUCGCUUCUAUUCUGAACUCAAAACAACUUAGUUUGGAGAACUUUAAUAAAGUGGACGAACUCUGCAAAGAAAUCGCUUCUAUUCUGAACUCAAAACAAGUGGAGGAAUCGCUCUCUUUCUGUGAAUCUGUUCGCGGAAACGAAUCCAUCAAUAGCUUAGUGGACACUAAUUUUAUGAGCUCUUCGUUUGAGAGAACAGUGUCUUUGGAAGAGACGCGGAAGACAACACAUUUUGAUGUCAAAGAUUUGAAGAGACAUCGAUCUCUCCCAAGCGAUGAACAGCAAGAGUUAGAACCAAUUGAUUUGAUUCAUUUGAAUAUAAAGGCAUCGCUUAUUAGUAUUAAUAGUAAACUCUCGAACAAUAAGUUAAAUCUUUCGCGAAAUGAUUUGAAUGCAAGUGAAAAGAAACUGAAGAAUGCAAUCGACUCUCUGUUUAAGACAUCGAGUAUUUGUUAUGCGAGUUGUGCUCUUAAGUUAGAUCGGGAACUCAUUGAACACUUCUACCGCUUACGUCUUCGGCGAGAUAUGAUAUUCACUGAAGCGCUGACGGCUCUUAUAAUCGGCACUCUCUCUAAACUUAAUUGCCAUUCAUUUAUGCAAAGAGUGAUUCAAACGAGAACUGUAUUAUCGCAACACGAGGCACUCCUCAGUUGCUACGCUGAAGAGUUAUCAAUGCUGGAGGACAUGAACUACGCUAUCAAUCAAAUCAAUACUUCAGUCAAAUUUAUAUUUGAAAAGUCCAGUGAAUUAAGUUUUCAACCAAAAAUUGAAGGAAACAGUUUUCAUAUAAGAGUUACAUUCUUUGUCCGCGACUUUCCGCUGUCUGUCAACCGGAUUGAGACAAAUGUUUUGUGUCUUCUCUUUAACGUUGGAAUCAAUGAAUACGCGACUCUCGCAGAGACUUUAGGUUCAGUGAAACUGCAAGAUUCUAUAAAUAAAGAAAACUAUUCACUGUUAGACGCCUAUGUGAACAGAUAUUGGGCUAACAAUGCAUUAGUGGUCUCACAUAUGAGUGCCCUUAAGGGCGAGAUUUGGUCAAAUAGGGCCAAAAACAUCCGUAUUUUCCAUUUGACACAACAAGUGGUGGAAUGCGUUGAAGGCAUUCGCUUUACGAGCUGUAAGAGCGCUAAAGACAGGACUUCGAUGGCCGUCACUCUAGAAGAGGCCCGACUUUGCGCUCAACUUUUCGACAUUAACGAAGUGCACGAAAUGCAAUGGUUUCAGACUAUUGUCGACACUCUUAGAAGUGAGGGCACCCGAAGGGAGAACACCAAGAAGAAUGUAGGCGUUGCUAAGUAUGCCUUCAAUUCGCUACAACUCAUGACAUUUCCCAAACUGUUGAGAGCACCGAACGGCACCUACUCUUCAAUUGAGACUUAAUUUCUUACUUUGAUUAACCGGUUCAUUGUUACCGUAAUACAAAUGUUACGC
Molecule: messenger RNA, 2207 nt
Organism: Oppiella nova
Lineage: Eukaryota; Metazoa; Arthropoda; Arachnida; Sarcoptiformes; Oppiidae
Source: the annotation of a GenBank genome assembly